UGUUAUCAAAGCAGAGCGCAGUAGUAUUUUGGGGCCGAACAACCUGGCUUCAAUAGUUUCUCUGCACGCUGGACUGACAGUACAGUGUUUCUAUUCGGGUUCCUGUCUCACUUAGCUUUCAGCAGUGGGCAUUCGGCCUCUUCGCGGGAGGAUGGUGCUGUCUACAUCACAACAAGUCGCCCUGGCUUUCACGGCCGUGCUGUUUACGUUUGUCGUCCUGCCGAGGUUGCUCGGCGUCGGCGGCGGGACCUCGGCGAAAGAAACCAAAUUCGACAACCGUUACACCAGAAAAGGUCCAGGCCCGGGUGCAGUUAGAGGUCAGAACAUCAACAUGAACGCCCCCAGCUCACAUAAGAACCCUGACAACGUGCAACAAAUUAAAAAACGCAUGGAGCAAGAGCUGAAGAGUGACAAGUACAAAUCCAACAGCAAUAAGGGCUAUGUGUUCACGCUGAUGCCUCUCUAUGCCAUCGGAGUAGGUGUGUUUGCAGCCUACAAGUUUUUGAAGAUCAAAUCUGCAGAUGACAAGGCACAAAAGGACAAAUUUGCAAAAGGGGCCAAAAAAUCAGCGGAGGCAGAGAACCAGUUGAAUGAGCUGGAACAAAGGCUGGCGCAGACAGAAAGGAUGCUCAAUUCCAUCCUCACGCAGCUGGACCCACUCACUAACUGUGUGAAGUCGGUGGCCCAAGAUCAGAAGAACGAGAUCAUGUCUCAGCUCCAGACCAUCCGGUACCUAAUGAAGAAGCGAGGGAUGGACUGUCCGCCCCUGAACAUGAACGAGGCAACCUGUGAGCGCAACCUGGACGACCUCAUCGAGUCCCUCGGGGCCAGCGACGCCUCGGCGGCGGCGGACAAGCAGCCCUCUGAAAAAACUUGUGAAAAAGUGUACGAAAAGCGAUUAGAUGUAAAAGACGACGCCGAAGCAGAAGGUGAAGACAUGAAGGAGCUUAGACCAGAAGAAUCGGUAGGAGAAGAAGAGGAUGGGGAUGCAGAGGAGGGGCAGGGGGAGGUGGAGGUGGAGAAGGAGGAGGAGGAGGAGGUAGAUAGAGCAGAAGAGGAUAAAGAAGGCUGGGAGAACUCUGAGCCCAUCCCCUCCCUAGAGGACUUGUGCGAGACAAACAUUGAGAAGGCCGGAGUGGAGCAGUCUGCCUCCGGCCUCAGGCGACGCAACAGGCCUGAAUGAACUGACAGCAGGACUCCUGCACCGUACAGAAACGUGACGAAUUACUAUCGAAUAUUUAUUACUCAAAAGGCUUUCAUUCCAAAACACUCAUUCAUUUCAUAAAGAAAGCGAAUAGUCAACACAUACAGCUCUGUUUGUGUUGUGCGAGGGCUCUUCUUGUGUUUUAGCUCGGAGUACCAUGUGUCAGGAGACUGGUAAAGUGUGAUUAGGCAGAUUUAAAUGACAAUAUAUAUAAUAUUAUUUCUGUCAAUAUGAAGAGAGUUCAUAAAUAAAAGACAACUACAAGGUAAAGGUGUUAUCCACACAGCCUCCAGGUUAGCUUCUUGUCUUAGGUUAUUUUCUGAUUUGAGACAUUCUGUCGCUUCAUCCCCCACAGAGCGAACAUGUGUACACGGCGUAAAGCCAGCACACAUCCCACAUGUUAUUUAACCACCAGCUCUCCUGUCCUCUGUUCUGAAGCCUUCUUCCACCACUAGUCUUUGUCCUUAUGUCUGCGGGCGUGAAAAUAGAGCCAGCAACGUUCUUCCUUAUUCUGUUGUAAGUCACUAAUCUGCACAUUUUUCAGAUCUUCGUUCACUUGCCACGAUUUACAUUUUGCUCCAGUGCCGAAGGCUGAACACGUGUUUGCCAGGAGGUUGAUUCAGUGUGUGUUUGCGUUUCCCUCCCAACGGACAAACCGUCCAACGUAGGCUGCUGUGUUAAUGUCCACAAUAGCCGCAUAUUGUGUCUCAUCCUGCUAUGUCAAGUCAAAACGUCUGCUGCUGACUUCACCGUUGAGAUAAAUACCACAUGAUAUGAGCUGAGAGUUUGAGGGCUGAGCUUUGGCUGUUGCAUGUUAGCUCUUCUUUACCAGGUGCUGCCACCCUCGGGUUGAUGUUGGAAUAGCAGGACCCAGUGCCAGGAAGUUACCUAUGCUACACUAGGUUUGAGAAAAGCCUGAUAGUUUUAUGAAAUGUCCCUGUUCUUUUGAUUUGUUUUUAUUUUUUAACUUUUGAAUAUAUUCCUGUCCCAGAUCCUAACUGACAUGAGUGCUGCUGCUGGAUGCUACUUAGACUGCAGGAUAUGACGAGCUAUAUUGUAGAACUCCUGUGGCAUGUCGUUUAUAUGUCAAAGCAUGGCUGUGCAUGUUUGAUUUUUUUUUUUUUUAACUUUUUUUUAUGUGUGAGUGCAUACUGACUGCAUGAUGUGAAUUAAUUUAUUUAUUGAAGAGGGAAAUGACAAUCAUUUGAUCAGCCAGAAACCCACGAUCUGUCAUUCUCUCAUUCUACACUGUUACAUAACUUUCAUUUAAGAUUAGUGUCUGUUUGUUAGAAACCAGUUAUCGCUUUGCCUUAUAUUAUUAUUUUGUAUUGUUAUUAUUCAUUUGGAAAAAUUGAGAUUGAGGCUUACAUGUUAUCAAGUUGUUGUCAUCAUUCAUUCAUGAAGCCACUAAUGUCAGUACAUAUUAACAUUGCACAAAGCGUCUUGAGACAAUUUUUAUUGUUAUUGACACAAUAUAAAGAAACUGAAUUGAACUUGCGAUGGUAGGUCAAAUGCUGAUGUGUUCAAAUGUGGCUCUCUAGCCCAAUGCCCUGUGAGAUGUCAUUAACUGUGUGGUAAUACUGUGUAAUGAUACUACUUCUGAAGAAAGAUGUGACUUUUAUUUCAUUGUUUUUACUCCUAAGUUCUGGCAGUUUGUCGCCAUGACCCAGAAACCACAAUCUUUGCCUUAAUUUAUCGAGAUAAAUGUUUUAUAUUCAUAUCCCUUUGCACGUCGUUUCACGUCUGUCUUGAAUGUUUCACGUGGGGGCUGAAGGAACGAACUCGACUUGUCUUACUAGAAAAUAAAAUGAACGGAGAGAAAAAAAAAAA
Messenger RNA from Mugil cephalus (flathead mullet), 3034 nucleotides. RefSeq names its product coiled-coil domain containing 107 (gene ccdc107). Gene Ontology annotation, biological process: synaptic transmission, cholinergic; protein localization to cell surface. NCBI's taxonomy places the organism in Eukaryota, Metazoa, Chordata, Actinopteri, Mugiliformes, Mugilidae. The record is from RefSeq and is a predicted model, not a curated record. Gene Ontology annotation, cellular component: neuronal cell body; neuron projection; intracellular membrane-bounded organelle. The transcript has 6 exons. The coding region runs from base 152 to 1183 and encodes 343 amino acids.